Molecule: messenger RNA, 1536 nt
Organism: Elephantulus edwardii (Cape elephant shrew)
Lineage: Eukaryota; Metazoa; Chordata; Mammalia; Macroscelidea; Macroscelididae
Gene: CCDC61
Product: coiled-coil domain containing 61
Exons: 13
Coding region: 1-1536 (511 amino acids)
Cellular component (GO): centrosome
Source: RefSeq, a predicted model, not a curated record
AUGGACCAGCCAGCUGGCUUGCAGGUGGACUACAUCUUCCGGGGUGUGGAGCACGCCGUUCGGGUGAUGGUUUCCGGGCAGGUCCUGGAGCUGGAGGUGGAAGACCGAAUGACCGCCGACCAGUGGCGGGGAGAGUUCGACGCCAAUUUCAUCGAAGAUUUGACGCACAAGACAGGGAACUUCAAACAGUUCAACAUCUUUUGUAACAUGCUGGAGUCGGCCCUCACUCAGAGCAGUGAGUCAGUCACCCUCGACUUACUGACCUACACCGACCUGGAGUCCCUGCGAAACCGCAAGAUGGGAGGCCGCCCUGGCCCCUUGGCUCCGAGGUCGGCCCAGCUCAACUCCAAGCGCUACCUGAUCCUCAUCUACUCCGUGGAGUUUGACAGGAUUCACUACCCGCUGCCCCUCCCGUACCAGGGCAAGCCGGACCCUGUGGUCCUGCAGGGCAUCAUCCGCUCGCUGAAGGAGGAGCUGGGCCACCUGCGAGGGCCGGGCGGCCAGGAGGCUCGGGACGCCCGCGAGGCGGAGCUCUGGCACCUGCGGGAGCAGGUGUCGCGCCUGUCCGCGGAGAAGCGCGAGCUGGAGGUGCAGCUGGAGCGCUCGCGCGAGGAGGCGCUGGCCGGCCGGGCGGCGCGCCAGGAAGCCGAGACGCUGCGCGGGCUGGUGCGCGGCCUGGAGCUGGAGCUGCGGCAGGAGCGCGGCCUGGGGCCCCCGACGGCCCGCCGCGCCCAGGACUCCCGGCGCCUGGCCAAGGAGCUGGAGGAGGUGAAGGCGUCAGAGCGGAGCCUGCGCGCGCGCCUAAGGACGCUCAACAGUGAGCUGGCCCUGUACAAGCGCGGGAGGCGGACGCAAGCGGGCCUGCCGCCUUCGGCCCGGGAGGGCCGCACCUCGUCCCGGGAGCGCUCCACGUCGCGAGGCCGCGGGGCCGCCCGCUCCUCUUCGCUGGAGAGCGGCCGCGGGAGUCGGGGUCGGGCUCGCCCCACGCGCCCCUCUCCCUCGCCCACAGGUGGUCGCACAACCCGUUUCGACCCCACGGCUUUUGUGAAGGCAAAGGAGAAGAAGCAGAAAGAAUUCAAGAUGAAGCAGCAGCGGAACCGACUUGGCAGCGGAGGCAGCGGGGACGGCCCGACGAUCUCCUGGGCUCGUCAGCCCCGGCACCCCGCCGCCGUGAGCGCUCGCGGGGACGCAGCGAACCGCUCCCGACACCGCAGCUCCUCCGUGGACAGUUUCCGCAGUCGCUGCUCGUCCGCCAGCUCCUUCAGCGAGAUGGACGAUUUCUCAGAGUCACUCUCCAGAGGAGCUCGUCUCAGCCGCAGGAAGCCUGCCAGCCCCACAAUGUGGACUAGAUCCACUACGCAGCAGAAGUCCACUCCCGUGGCACGUGGCCACCAUCAAAGACGCCUAGGCAGUUCAGGGGGCUGGGUCCCCAUCAAAGACUACAGCUCAGACCACCAGGCAGCUGACAUGGCCGAAAUAGACGCUCGCCUGAAGGCCUUGCAGGAAUACAUGAACCGACUGGACACGCGGUCCUGA